This is a messenger RNA of Lotus japonicus, 1743 nucleotides long. Its product is annotated as ABSCISIC ACID-INSENSITIVE 5-like protein 3. The transcript is spliced from 4 exons. Gene Ontology annotation, molecular function: DNA-binding transcription factor activity. The record is from RefSeq and is a predicted model, not a curated record. Gene Ontology annotation, biological process: positive regulation of DNA-templated transcription. Gene Ontology annotation, cellular component: nucleus. NCBI's taxonomy places the organism in Eukaryota, Viridiplantae, Streptophyta, Magnoliopsida, Fabales, Fabaceae. Bases 369 to 1178 code for a protein of 269 amino acids.
AAGUGAAAUGAAACCCCAUCAUCACAAAGAGCCAUCGCUAUCAAAAUUAUACAAAUAAUCUUCCAAUAUAUUUUCCCCCAUAAUCUGAAUUCUGAUCGAACACGACGAACAACACAAGCAACAAAAUCCAAUCUUUCUGUCUAAAUUCAAUAUACUACAACCUUGCAACUUGUCCCUGUUCUGUGUCUUGUUUCCCUUUCACUUUGAUUUGGUCAAAUUGUUCCAUUCAAGUUUGAUUGAGGACACCCCACCUAAAAAAAAUGCAUACUUGGACAGGUUUCUUCGUGUAGCUUCUGCAGAUUCCUUGGUUUCGUUGCAGAUCCUAUUCUCUUUUCAUUCCUUCAGGUUUGGGGUUGAAAGUGUGUUGAAUGGGAAUUCAGAUGAUGGGUUCUCAAAGUAAUGGGCAGCAGUCUCAUUUACAAUCUUCUCAAUUAGCUAAGCAAAACUCGUGGUAUAAUCUCACUCUUGAUGAGGUUAAAAGCCUCCUUGGAGAUAUGGGGAAGCCGUUGGGGAGCAUGAACCUCGACGAGCUUCUUCAUAAUGUAUGGACUGCUGAAGCAACUAAGGGUGUAGGGAUAGAGGAUGAGCAUGUGUCGUCAUCGUCUUCUCUCCAACACCAGGCUAGUAUGACCUUGGCCCGUGCUUUAAGUGGGAAGACGGUUGACGAUGUAUGGAGAGAAAUCCAACAGGGCCAGAAGAAACGAUACGGGGGUGAUGUGAAAAUUGAGGAUAGAGAUAUGAAUCUCGGGGAUACAACCUUAGAAGACUUUUUAGUGCAAGCAGGGCUUUUCGCUGAAGCUUCUAUUAGUCCAAAUGUGGGGUUGGAUACAAUGUAUGCCACCACCCCUCAAAGUUUUCAACAAAAUUCAGGCUUGUCACCCUCUCCUUCAAUUGGCAGCUUAUCAGACUCAAAACCAGGUCGAAAAAGGGAUGGUCCGGAUGCAUAUGAGAAGGCUCUGGAAAGGAGGCUGAGGAGGAAAAUCAAGAACCGGGAAUCAGCUGCGCGCUCACGUGCUAGAAAACAGGCUUACCAUAAUGAACUGGUUAGCAAGGUCACUCGACUGGAACAAGACAAUAUAAAGCUCAAGAAAGAGAAGGACUUUGAGCAGAGUCUACCACCUGAACCAUCACGUGGACCAAGAUAUCAGCUUAGAAGAAUAAGUUCUGCCCUUUUCUGACAUAUGACCUCCAUUGAAUUUCCUCUGUUCUUGGAUAUGUGGAAGUGUCAUGGAUCAAAAUUGCAUUACUUCAUUAUGCAGUGUUGCUGCCCCUGGUGUGCUUUUGCUCCCGUAGAAGCUCCUUUAAUCUAUCUCUUAUAGUUUACUAACUAAAGGGUACAUAUUAGAAGGUUUGAUUUUUAUAAGCUUCAACUUUUCUUUGUUGGGAGACGAUAUCAGAAAAGAUUUGAGUAUUGUGGUUAAAGGGUUGCCUUUUUUUGUUGGAGAAUUAAGAUUAUCCUUGUUGUGCAAUCAAUUUCUUGAAAGGUGACUAACUUCCAAAGCAACUAGCAUGUUUGGGUUCACGCUCAUAUCUUCCAGAAUCAAUUCUAGUACUACAAAAGCUACUAGGGGUAGCUUCCCUUAGAAUCAGUUCUCAUUCCAAUGUGAAAAUUCACCGUGUAUCCAAACAUGCACACUCAAACUAGGUAGGUCUUAUUUAUUAGCAUUCUGAAACUGCAGGAUUGUAAUAGACUUGGACUUAACUACUAUAAUUCAGUAAUGGAAAAUUGGUGUGCUUUGUAGA